AUGACCUCUCGGCAAAUUUAUUCCCAAAUGUGCAACUUGUCAAUCACGUGCCAAGCGGGCCUCUCUCGUUUCGUCGCUUCAAUUCCGUUCCGAGACGUGGGAUCUUCAUCCACCCACAUUCAUACACCCUCCUUCUCUUUCUCCUUCAUAAACCCUUGCACCCUUUCUGCCUCUUCGCUUCUUUGUUUUCUUCUCCUCUUGCGCCUCUCUUUCUCUUUCCCACACCCUGUUCUCACUCACGGCCACCACCCUGACCGUCCACCGCGCAUCUUAACUUCCACUUCAGUGGCUCUCGGCUCUAGCCUUCCUCGCCACCGUCGCCGCCGCCGCCAGCCCCUGCUAGCCGUUCUUCUUCGUGAGAAGCUGACCUCAAACCAAAGAUCAAAGCCCGCCUCGCGCUCGCUCUGGGAACCGAACCCAGAACCUAUAAAUCAUAUUUUCACAAGCGAUCGCCAUUUUAACAGUUUGCCUCCAACAAGCAAACAAUAUCACCACCAACAACAAUCAGCACAUUUGUCCGAAUUCUUUUCAUCUAUCUAUCUAUCUAUCUAUCUAUCUAUCUAUCUAUCACAGACUAUUCAAAUCUAUUUAUCUCGUUCUGUUCAUAUCUAUCUAUCUAUCUAUCUAUUGCAGACUAUUCAAAUCUAUCUAGCUCGUUCUGUUCAUAUCUAUCUAUCUAUCUAUCUAUCUCCAUGGAAAUAG
Messenger RNA from Acanthosepion pharaonis, 702 nucleotides. The record is from the annotation of a GenBank genome assembly. Lineage: Eukaryota; Metazoa; Mollusca; Cephalopoda; Sepiida; Sepiidae.